AUGGCAAUAUUCGGUUCACGUAGAAAAUCCACUUAUCAAGGAUUUAGUAAAUAUUCAAAUGAAGUUCAACAAUAUGAAAAUAACGUUGCCGGUUUGCCAAAUAAUGGGAUCAAUAGAACUGAAUCCUUAAGUAAUAGUGCUGGAUCAGCUGCUUUAGCUGCCUUAAGAUUACAUCAAAAUUCAACGCCUCAACAAACGAAGCCUCCACAACCUCCUAAGAUUGGUAGGAAUAAUUCUCUAAGUCAAAGAUCUAAUUCUUUAAAGACUUAUACUUAUCAUCCUAAGGGAUCAUAUACACCUGGUCAGGCUGCCAUACCCAACGCUAGACGAUUCAGUUCAUUAAAUUCUAAUAGUAAUAAUCAUUUACAGGAUAUUCAAAAUAAUUAUUUAAGACCACCAAAGAAAAUCUCCUCCAACAGACAUUCAUCCUUGAAUAGUAACAAUUCAAGGAAUUCAAACUUAUAUCAGGAACAAGAUCAUUUUGAAGAUGAAGAUGACGGUGAAACCAUAAUAACAACUCAAACCACUAAAGUCGUUGAUAGUCAAGGUAGGGUUCAAUCAAUAACAACUAAAACAAUCAAAACUUUGCCUGAUGGUUCCAAUAUUAUUGAAACUACCACCAAAAACAUAUCACGUUCAAAUAGUUUGAGAAAUAAUAGUUUAAGGACUAAUAGUUUCAGGAAUAAUUCUUUAACUAGUUCUCCUCAAGAUUAUAAUCUCCAUAAAAUUGACGAAGACUUGCAAGAUUUCGAAUACAAUUAUGAAUUAGAUAAUGAAUUACCUUUAAAUCAUCCUGAUCAUUUGGAAUUGAAUCGGGAUGAUGUUAAUUUAAGUGUUGAUUCUAAUAACAAUUCCAAUAUUUCGUCAAAUGCCACCCCACAAUUACAUUCCCCAUUGAAUUCUCCUAAGAUAAGUACUGCAAAUCUUCAAACAUCUCCAAAUUUGGGCAGUUCCAGUUUGAAUGCAUCUCCAAAAUUAAAUAGUAACACUCAAAUUUCACCUGACAAGAAAGAUAAACCUUUAAAGUCUAUCUUGAAAAGUCCGAAACCAGUAGAAGGCGGAGACGAUAUUGAAAUUGGUUCCAUACAUUCUUCGCCUAAUCAUCCUUACAAGACUAUUGGUAAUCCUUUAUCAGAUCCUCCUAAAUUCAAAGUUCCCCAAAUCCCCAAGAAAACUUCGCCAGUUAGAGAAAGAGAUAUCACGUCCAAUGCUUCAGCUACUUCAGCAAGCUCGAUCAAAUUCAGUGAUAAUGUUGAAACCAUUCCGAUUUAUCAUUAUGAGAAACCUCAAGUGUCAAAUCAAGAAUUAUAUGAUAAAGCUAUGAAAGUCGCUAUGCAGAAAGUUUAUGGAGCUAAAAAGGACGAAACGACAUUAGCUCCUUCCCCGGAGAUUGAGUCGGUACCACGAAAAGUGGUUGACAAGAAAGAUAAACAAGACAAGAAAUUACAAGUCUUGGGACAUUCAGGUGUUAAUGACAAUUAUAUUUAUGAAAAUCAUCACAAAGAUUUCAAAAUUCACUCUAUGAGAGAUGACAAAGAUUCGAAAGCUUCCUCAAGGAAAGAAAGAGCUAAGUUGGAGAAGAAACAAAGAAAGGAUUAUGAAAAACAAUUGAAGGAAGAUGAAAAGCGUAGAAAAGAAGAAGAAAAACGUAAGCUCAAUGAAACCAAGAAUAAAAAGAAGAGCCCUAUCAGAGGUCUUUUCUCUCGUAGAAAGAAGGAUGACGAAACAGUUUCCAUUAAUCAUUCAUUAUCUGAUGGUGUACUUGAUGGGUCACCAAGAAGACAAGUGAGUGAUAAUGCCAAUGAUAGCAUUGUAGGGGAACUUGAUGAGGUACCAGUCGUCCAUAAAAAUGGAAAUUCGAAGGUGGUUGAAAGUGAAGAAGUAAUCUAUGAAAAGGUCGAUCCAUUGGAUGAAGCAGUUGGCGAGGUGGCUUUGGAAGCUGCUACUGCUGUAACUACGGAUCAACCUCAAGAUUCUGACGAAGUUCUCAAUAAAAGGUACUCUGAGGUACCUUCCAUGCCAACUCCUCAGAUUAGGCAGGAACAGACUUUUGACUCUCCCCAGGCUUUCAUAAGACCAAGGCCAUUACCAAGAGGUGAUUUGGAAUCCUUACCUAGCCCUAAUUUGAUGACAAAUUUCGAAUCCCAACCACUCGAUGCUAAGGAUGACGGUGUCAAAGACUCCACUGUGAUAAAGAAGUCAAGUUCAGAGUUUAAGCAACCUGAUAUUUUGACUGGUCAAACAAGUAAGUCAAACAUAAGUAAACCCGAAGUUUCACCAAUUAUCAUUGGUAACAGUCCACAGUUUGAAUCAUUCGAAAAGAAUACAGAAAUUCCAAGACCUCUUUUGAAUGAUAUCUCAACCGAUGUGGAUACUGACCUUGAUGAAUAUGAAGAUGUUUUGGGAAGUCCAGGCUCUGUCUCAAGAAAGGUAUCUAGAUCCAAUAGUGUGAAGUCACCAAAGGAAAUUGUUGUUGAAGAGGAAUCUCGUGUGCCUGUGGAACAACCAAUUGUGGAAGAAUCUAAUGGAGAUGAUGGUGAUGGUGAUGAUGACACAAUUUUGAACAAAGAGGAUAAAAACGUCCACACUUUCGCCAAUUUUAAUAAUGAUAUCAUUGGAACCAAAGAACCUCAAACAUUAUCGGAUUUAAUCAAACUUGGUAGAACGGAAGAUACUGAUGAUAGCUUCCAACCUCCAAAUGCUUAUGAUUCUGACUCUGAUGUAAGCUCCAAAUUUUCAGCUGAUUUGAGUGCCGCUAUCAGGAGGAUUUCUGAUUAUCCAAAUGAAGAUGGUGAACAUGGAGUUGAAGAUGAUUGGGAUAAUGAGAAUAUUCAUAAUGAGAACCGUGAAGCGUUUGUUAUUGAUGAACCUUUGACUGUGAGUGAUAAAAAUGUUAAGAUUUAUGAACCUGUUGGUCAAACUACUAACCAAGACGUUGAAGCCUCGAGUGCAUUUGCUAGUCCAACCGAGGGAACUUUCCCAAAAAAGAAUGAUUCAGCUCCACUCACUGAGUCUUCUGAUGACAGAUCCCCUCAACCUUCACGUUCUACUUUGGCAACUAACGAUAAAGGCGUAAACAAUGAUAUUCCAGGAGUUGUUGUUGACAAACAUGGAGUGUUCACUAAUAAGCCUAAAAAAGCUAAAAAGAGUUUUGGUAAGAAGAUUCUCAAGUUAUUCGUCAAUUCCUAUGAACAAAACCAGAAGUAA
Messenger RNA from Yamadazyma jaroonii, 3207 nucleotides. Lineage: Eukaryota; Fungi; Ascomycota; Pichiomycetes; Serinales; Debaryomycetaceae. The record is from the annotation of a GenBank genome assembly.